Molecule: messenger RNA, 642 nt
Organism: Lodderomyces parapsilosis
Lineage: Eukaryota; Fungi; Ascomycota; Pichiomycetes; Serinales; Debaryomycetaceae
Exons: 1
Coding region: 1-642 (213 amino acids)
Source: RefSeq, a predicted model, not a curated record
AUGAGAUUCUUUGAAACUUUAUUAUUCGCCAUCACUUGGUUGACCUUGCAAGUUGCUGCUGCUCCAGUAAACAAGAGAUUCUUUUCACCAUCCUCACCUACUUUUUCAUUGAUUGCCGUACACAAUGGUACCACAUUCAACUCGAACUUAGUCAAAUUUAAUGGUUCUGCUAUCAAAUUAGGUUCAGACGAUAAGGCUUUCUUUGGUACUAUCCAAGCCAACAAAGGAUAUAUUUUGAACUUGCCAUUCACCAACAACUCAAACGAAACUUCCACCAUCAACGUUGCCGUUUCCAACCUGACUCACUUGCUUACCACUACCACCAAGAAUGGAUCUGCUAGCGAGCACUUUGGUAUCACCAACGGUUGGUUAUCCUACUUGAACUCCACUCAAUUCUUGGCUUGUCCAGAAUCUGCUAGCAAUGCCACUGCUACUACCAACUCAACUUCAAACUCCACCAUCGAGUAUGAUCUUUUCUCAAACCCAUUGAACAAGACUCAAUGUGAAACUGGACAAGGUUACAAUGUUAAAUUGUUGGUGCAAUUGAGCGUUCCAAUUUCAUUCUCACCGGAAUCAAACUCAUUUGGCUUCUUCAAGAGAGACAACGUUGUCAAGAGAUUCAUUGACAAGCUUUUCAAAUAA